This is a messenger RNA of Pollicipes pollicipes, 1284 nucleotides long. Its product is annotated as glycoprotein-N-acetylgalactosamine 3-beta-galactosyltransferase 1. Lineage: Eukaryota; Metazoa; Arthropoda; Thecostraca; Pollicipedomorpha; Pollicipedidae. The coding region runs from base 121 to 1284 and encodes 387 amino acids. The transcript is spliced from 11 exons. The record is from RefSeq and is a predicted model, not a curated record. Gene Ontology annotation, molecular function: N-acetylgalactosaminide beta-1,3-galactosyltransferase activity. Gene Ontology annotation, cellular component: membrane.
GACGCGACGACGUCGACGCAGUGCAGGAGCAGCGUCGAGGAGGAGGGCGCACGCGACUGGCGCUGAUCGGCGGCUCCAUGGACGCGGCCGGGAUGUGACCACAGCUGAGCCACCCGGACUAUGAGGCAAAUCGACCUCUCAUUCGUGUGGCUGGUCAACAAGACGCUGGUGCUGACUCUCUGCGUGGGCAUCACCUUCGGCUUCAGCUUCGCCUACAUGGUCCUCAGCCUGGCUCAGUAUGGACCGCAGGAGAGCUACUACUCCCGCCUGCUGGACACAGCCAUGCUGGACACGGUGCUGCAGUCGAGCCCGCAUGGCCUGUCCCAGCCCACCAAUCGGCACCAGCUGGACGGCGUGCUGCAGGGCCACCGGCCCGACGAGCCGGCGCACCUCGGUGGUGACAGGGAAGCUCUGGAGCUGUCGAAACGGGUGCGCGUGCUCUGCUGGGUUAUGACCCAACCGGCCAACCACGAAAAGAAGGCCAGACACGUCAAGGCCACCUGGGGGCAUCGCUGCAACAAACUGAUCUUCAUGAGCUCCAAAACCGACACGACACUGCCGACGGUGGCGCUGAACGUGCAGGAGGGGCGCAACUUCCUCUGGGCCAAGACCAAGGAGGCGUUCCGCUAUGUGUACGAACACCACCGGGACGAGGCCGACUGGUUCUACAAGGCCGACGACGACACGUACGCCAUCAUGGAGAACAUGCGCUUCAUGCUGGAGCCGUACUCGCCCAACGACGCGCUGUACUUCGGGUGCAAGUUUAAGCCGUUCACCAAACAGGGAUACAUGAGCGGCGGUGCAGGGUACGUGCUGAGCCGGGAGGCGCUGCGGCGCUUCGUCACGAUUGGCCUGAAUGACCCGACCAAGUGCAAGAAAGAGCACGGCGGUGCCGAGGACGUGGAAAUGGGCAAGUGUAUGGAGCGUCUGAACGUGACGGCCGCCGACAGCCGAGACAACGAGGGCCGCUACCGCUUCUUCCCCUUCACGCCCGAGAGCCACCUGGUGGCCGAGAAGUUCCCCAAGAGCUUUUGGUACUGGAAGUACAUCUACUACCCACAGAAGAAGGGCAUGGGGUGCUGCUCCGACUCGGCCAUCAGCUUCCACUACGUGCCGCCCAACCUGAUGUACACCAUCGAAUACCUGGUGUACCACCUGAAGCCGUACGGCGUGCGAACGCAGCUGGUACCCGGCCCGCCGCCUGACCGCGCCGUCAUCCCCGCCGGCGCCAACUUCUCACAGCAGGCGCUGGCGGCGCUGCCGCAGACGCUCAGUCCGGAGUAG